This is a messenger RNA of Prorocentrum cordatum, 4288 nucleotides long. The record is from the annotation of a GenBank genome assembly. Lineage: Eukaryota; Dinophyceae; Prorocentrales; Prorocentraceae.
CCGCCCUCCUCCAGUCGCCCUGCGACGGCCUUGCGCAAACCCUUGGGCUCGCCAGGAAAAGCUCAGGCCCGGCGACGUGCUGAUGGAGGUGGCUGGCCAGGUCUGCACCGACUUCGCCUCCCUGGAGUCGUGGCUGGACUCCCACGUGGGCUCCGACGUGGCCGUGCGGCUGUCGCGUGCGGGGAAGAUGGUGGACGCCUCCCUGGCGGUGGCGGACCUCCACGCCCUCAUCCCGUAUGACUUCGUCGAGUGCGCCGGCGGGGUGUUCCACCAGCGCUCCUACCACACCUGCAAGCGAUACCACAUCCCCAUAAGCGACCAAGGCAUUUUCGUCGUGCAGAGCGGCUUCGGGUUCGGGCUGGAGCUGCCGUACCACGCCGUGAUCGUGGCCGUCGCGGGGCAGCAGGUGAGUUCGCUCGCGGACUUCGAAUCCGCGCUCGCGAUCGUGGCCGACAACGAGACGUUCGAGGGCAUGCCCAAUUUCUCGCCGGGCAACUUCGUGGCCUCAAGGCAGCGCGACUUUGUGGUGUUCAUGGUCGCCAGGGAGCCAGAGGACUCGCUGGAUGUCGAGGCGGAUCCAGCCGUGGGCUACGAGAACGCACCUGGAAGAGGGGGCAGCGGCGAUGCCGACCAGGCGCAGCUCAGGGACCAGGUCUUGCCCAGGCGUACUUACAUGAAGACGUACCUCUCCGACCACAGCGUGGCCAUGACAGCGAACGACGACGCCAAGCACUGGACCAUCUACGGCUCCGCGAUCCCACCUGAGACUGAGGGCGACGAGGAUUUUCUCGCUGGCGGCCGCGACGGGCCACUCGUCAGCGCAGGGCGGCCCGCCGAGGCCGCUGGUGGCAGACCAGUUCUGGACAGCCUGCUCUCUGCGAGUGCUGCGUCUGCCUACGCGCCCCAGUGCGGCAUUUCCGCGUCGAAAUGGCACGAGACGUGCGACGCCGCCGCCCACGCGACAUUCCAGGUGUUGCGGGACACGUUCGAGCAGUUCGCCAAAUCCCUCAUUGGAGUCUGCAGGGCGAACGUCGAUGGCUCUGGAGUUGCAACGCCAAUGAAUGCCCUGCUGCAGUUGCGUUUUCUGUCAUGCGACGGGACGAAGCAGAUGGUGAGAGUAUUGGGCAAAUUUCCUGUGCCAGACCGAUGCGGGCGGUCUUUGGCGGAGGGGUUGUGGAAUGGCAAUUUGAGGCGGUCAGGCCGCGACGAACACUUGUGUCGGGGCUGCUGCAAGUCCCGACACCAGACGCUGUACUUGAUGCAGACUUGCGGCCUUCGAGCUCUCACGAAGCACGUGGGCCACGUCAUUGACAGGCAGAACUGGGCUGGGGCGGACCUCUGCUUGGGAGGGCUCGGCGCGGCGUCGUUCGUCCAUAACCUACUGCCGUCUGCAUUCGUGGCUGUGUUCGGCGGCAUGUACCAGGAUACCCCUGACGGAGGUGUUGCCGGCGACGGCCAGGGCGGCGAUAUCGGCAUGGUCGACGGCGACGCCGACGCAGAGAAGGUCAUCCCAGUCAGCGUUUGGAGAGAGGGCAACAAAGUUAAGAUUCCUCGCACCAUAUAUUGGAUUGUUAGCUGUGAGUUCCACGACGGACUAUAUAUUUUCACGCGUGCUCACGGACCGUGCAGCGAGAUGCUUCUGCGAGAGUUGGAGCGAAGCGGAGUCGAGUGGGAGUUGAAGCAGCAACGACGUCUUCUCGUGGACGGGGAGCGCACGUAUCCUUUGUGGGAGGCUGCUGACCGCCGUGAUGUCAAGCAGUUUCGGGAGCAGCUUGGAUCGAUGCUUUUCGACGACGCUUGGCCCGCCCUGGCGCGGCCCACUGAGAGUCAACAGCUGGUGCUCUUCGUGUUGUGUUCCCGCCUUUCAGCGAGCGCAUGCGAGUUGGUGGAAGUCAGACACAGCAAGACGCCGUACCUCACGCGCUGUUCCUUGCGGGACCUCGAGGCCCUCCGCGCUCUGGAGCGCAGCCCUAGGUGCACCCUCGACGCGCGCGCCGAAGAUUUCAUGGCUUCUUAUUCAGAUAGGGGCGGCGCCGACGGCAGGAUGGCGAAGGUCGAGCUUUCUGGAGCGUUGCCCUUGAUGCAGACCAACUCGGCCGCCAUCGAGCGCACGCGCAGCGAGAGCCAGUUUCGAGGCGCUCGGGGCCGAGCUCUCGGCCGCUUCCACAGCUUCACGGAGCAGCAGCGCGAGCCGUACAAGGACCCGGCGGCAGUCGCCACCCAGGCUGCGCUCAAGGCUGCGCUCGAGAGGGAGCGCGACGCGGCCAGGGCUGCGGCGGCGCACCUCCACCAACGGUCGGAUGCUGAUUCGCCAGGGCUCGGGCAGGAGUGGGACCUGGUGGCGGGUGAUUUGGCCGCCUCCCCCGCUGCUGGCUUGUCGAUGAUGCAGUCCAUGGUCCCUUCUUUGCAGUGCACGAGGGCAACGUCGUCCCUUGUCUCGGAGGUCCUGCGAGCUCUGGACGUCAUCACGAGGCACAUCUUGGGGGAUAAGACCUUCAGCCAGAAGCUUGAGGAUGGCGUGUUCGUGCUCAGGCUGACGUGCGUCGGCGUCCCCAUGCACGAGCCGCCGCCGCAGUCGGUCGCCGAUCCUAGCUCUGCAAUCGUUGCGGAUGGCCAGGCGCCAGGGGCUGAGUGGCUGCUCCACGUCGCCUUCCAGUGCGCCAGGCCGUGGAGGCCGACCUUCUCCCGCGCGCGCUGGGAGCCGUUGGAGGACCGCGCUGGCAUCUUGGGCGUCGCUCCCGAGCGCGACGAUGCAGGCGGGGCUGGCCUUUUGCUCCACGACCCGACCGUUUUCGAGGUCGCUCGCAAGUGCUUCGAUGCAGCGUGGACUAAGCGGCCAAUCCAUGUUCAGGUGCACGAGUUGGUUGCGGACGGCCGCAGGGCGCAGGAGAAGGAAGAUCUGGUGAAGGGCUCGAAGUGCGGGCCUGGCCCGAAGCCGAAGGCGUCGCCCGUCCCCGCCUUAGAGCGCGACAGCGGCGGCAGCACCGACGAGAUGGGCGAGCUUGGGGGCAUGCCCGCAGUUGAGGACGACGAUCAUGCUGAUGUCGCGCGUGGUGGGGAGCCUGAGCCCGCCUCCGAUGAUUCAUUUGACCUGUUUGGUUGGAGCGAUGGUGAUGACAUGAGCGGGGUGUGCGGCAUCCCAGUCGGCGGCGAGCUCGGCAGCGGCGAUCCUGGCAUUCCGCCGCCUCCUGGUGAUGAUGGCGGGCUGUUCGAGGCCCCAGCGAUGCCUCUGAGCCCGAGGACCUGGGCGCUCUGCGCAGGCCCCAGCGAUGCCUCUGAGCCCGAGGCCCUGAGCUCAGCGACUGAGAGCAGACCGUGGCCCAGCGACCUCUUGUCCUUCGAGAAGUGCACCCCGACCGCGCAGAGUGCCCCGAUCAGAGCGGCGCCAGCUCCAGCCGCCCCAGUGGCGCCGCAGGGUGGCCAUGGCGAGUGCGGCGCCGCCGACGUCGCCGAUGGCGCGCAGGAUUACGGCGGCGGCGGAGAGGCGGCUGCGCAGGCCCGUGGCGCAUUCGGCGGCGCCAUGGAUGUCGGCGGUCGCGGACAGGCGCCCGAGGGCGCCGCGGUCGGCUUCGAGCAGAUGGUGCGGAGCGGCACCCUCGAGCCCUUCGAGCGGGGCGGUAUCAUCUUCUAUUUUCCCAGCUCCAUGCCGGGGCCGCAGCAGCAGCUCGUCGCCCAGCCAGCUCCACUACUAGUGCAGCCCGCCAACCUGAGGGCGCCCGUCACACCGCCAUUGGCAUUCCCAUGUCCAGGGGCUCCUCGGCCCGCAAUGGGCGCCAGGUGCCACCCAACGUUCAGGGGCAACGUGGCCCGGGGUUCCCGAACGCGCAGCCCCUGUGUCAGCGCCCCAGGCUGCCCGCUCAACGCUGGCCAGACCACGUUCGGCACGUUCCAGCCAGAUGCGCGCGGCGGCUACAGCGUGAUGGCGCAGUCGGCUCGCGACCCCAUCUGCGCGGGGAUGACCGCGGUCUUCGGUGGCAGCUCGUUCGCGGCGACACCGAUUGUAGGCUCGGUGCGCGGUGGCCAGCAGCAAUCGCUGCCCUCGCAGCGCCACCGCGGCGGCUUGCCUGUGCCCAGGGCGCCAGGCUUGCAGGCGCCGCCUCAGGCGCCUCCCGAUCACCUUUUGAUGACGGGCCCUCUGGUGUCGAAGGCUCUAUCAUCUUUGGUCUCGCGUGCUCCGCCCGUGCCCGUGAUGCAGCCGCCGCCUGCCCAGGCGAAGUGUGCGAUUUUGGCGGGGCCGCCGAGCUUUGCGCGCCCGCCUAGUGGCCCUAGCGGCCACCAGCCAUACUAG